AUGGAUUACGACAGACCCGAAAUCAGUAAGAGCGCUAUCAAGGAGGCGGAGCUCGAGAUGGAGCGUCUCGACAUCGAGUCGGGACAGGUGGAGAUCCAUGCGGACAAGUAUAGCACCGUGAAGAGAGGGUUGAAGUCCAGACACAUUCAGUUCAUUGCAAUUGGUUUCGCCGUCUUCUUUGGUGAGUUUAAUGGAGCUAACUUCGUUGCUGCGUACAUCGGGUUGUUGAUCUACUUCGUUUCCAUGGCUAGAUGGUGGGUGUGGAAGAGGUCAGGACUUGUGCCGUAUGCUGAGAUGGACUUCGUCACUGGGAAGGCGGAGAUUGAUGCGGAGGAGUUGGAUUACCGCUGA
Molecule: messenger RNA, 351 nt
Organism: Saitoella complicata NRRL Y-17804
Lineage: Eukaryota; Fungi; Ascomycota; Saitoellomycetes; Saitoellales; Saitoellaceae
Exons: 2
Coding region: 1-351 (116 amino acids)
Biological process (GO): amino acid transmembrane transport
Molecular function (GO): amino acid transmembrane transporter activity
Source: RefSeq, a predicted model, not a curated record